Molecule: messenger RNA, 2875 nt
Organism: Aethalodelphis obliquidens (Pacific white-sided dolphin)
Lineage: Eukaryota; Metazoa; Chordata; Mammalia; Artiodactyla; Delphinidae
Gene: IL2RA
Product: interleukin 2 receptor subunit alpha
Exons: 8
Coding region: 867-1700 (277 amino acids)
Biological process (GO): inflammatory response
Molecular function (GO): interleukin-2 binding; interleukin-2 receptor activity
Source: RefSeq, a predicted model, not a curated record
AACACGUUGUCCCCUGCACUGGCAGGCGGAUUCUUAACCACUGCACCACCAGGGAAGUCCCCAGUAAUGAUCUUUUAAGAGAAAGACACAUCUGGUGGCAAAACAUCUUAUAAAAUGACAACUCACAUGCAGGAACCCAGAGCAUCGUGGUGAAAUAAUUAUGGCUAGUACUGAUUAUAAAUCUUGGGAGAGUAUUCAUGAGUUCUGAGUAUGGAGACCCCACCCGGAUGCCCACUAGACUUUUUAAAGGGAUCCGUGGUCAGACAGCUUUAGGAAAUUCCCGUCCAGGACCAAGACUGCUCCCCCACACUCCUGGCAUGACCUUGCCCCCCAUCUUGUGUGGCACCUGCCCACUCCUCCGGGAGCUGCAAGUCUGGGGAAGGACCUCAGUUUCACAGUGACACCAGUUUAUGAAACUCUAGCUGAGACCACUGCCAAGAAGUGCUUGCUCACCCUCCUUCAACGGCAGGGGGAAUCUCCCUCCCCUUUUCAGGGGAACGCUGAAGAAAGGAUUCAUACACGAACCCCAAUCUUCUCACCAACCCCGGCCCACACCUCCCAGCAACUGAACUUAAAAAAAAAAAAAAAAAAAGCUGGUUAAAACCACUUCCUAUAUUUGAGACUAGAGAAGAGAGUGGUAGGCACGAUUUCCUGACUGAACAAACCAGGCUAAUACUUAUAGAGAGCAAGUGCUGACUGUCCUAGAGACGGAUGGACCAGCGAGGAUGACAACCUGGGCGGAUUGAUCCUUCCCCAGCCUCCCAGCGCGACGCCAGCAAGAGGCUGAAAGGAAACCCAGCAUUCUGCAGAGAAGUACCUUUUCUUCCUGGCCCUCACAUCGGCAGCUGAUCCCAGGGGCCCGGACGAUGGAGCCAGGCUUGCUGAUGUGGGGAUUCUUCGUAUUCAUCGUCGUACCUGGCUGCGUGACAGAUGCUUGUCUUGAAGACCCACCGAGUCUCAGAAACGCCAUGUUCAAGGUCCUCAGGUAUGAGGUGGGCACCAUGAUAAACUGCGACUGCAAGAAAGGCUUCCGCAGAAGGUCGCCCUUCAUGCGCUGCACAGGAAACUCCAGCCACUCUGCCUGGGAAAACAGAUGCCACUGCGACAGCACCUCCUCCCCUAAGACUCCAGGAAAACAAGUUACUCCUGGACUCAAAGAACAGAAUGAAGAAACGACCACAGAAAUGCAGAGCCAAAUGCAGCCCACAGGCCAAGCUAACCUUCCAGGUCACUGCAAGGAGCCUCCAACAUGGGAAUAUGAAUGUGAACCUUUGAAGAGAAUUUACCAUUUCAUGGCGGGGCAGACAGUUUACUACCAGUGCAUUCAGGGAUUCAGGCCCCUACAGGGAGGCCCUAUCAAGAGCACCUGCAAGAUGAUCUAUGGGAACAUGAGGUGGACCCAGCCCAAGCUUGAGUGCAUAAGUGAAGGGGAGAACAGUCAGUUUCCAGGUGAUGAAGAGCCUCAGGAGAGCACGGAUGCUCCCCCUGGCAGUGAAACUGAUUUUCCCUUAACAACGAGGAUGGCAGGUACCACAGAUUUCCAAACACCCACAGAAGUGGCUGCGACCAUGGAUACGUUCAUAUUUACAACCGAGUAUCAGAUCGCAGUGGCCGGCUGCAUCCUGCUGCUCAUCAGCAUCUUCCUCCUGACUGGCCUCACCUGGCAGCAGAAAUGGAAGAAGAAUAGAAGGACAAUCUAGAAAACCAAGGGCAAGAAGAACCCGCAGAUGUCAUGGACCACAAUCAAAAUCAAGGCAGCUGAACACUCACCCAAGAGGCAUCUCCUGAUCCCAUGGGUUCUGGAAAGCUCUGAAGUCACAUCACAGGACACCAGGCACCUGCAACCCCAUCGUGAAGCCAGCUCUGUAGUAUCAACGAGCGAGCUUGACCUGCACGUAGGCAGCAAGUCCAAGGUCACUGGAGGAACAGGGAGGAAAAACCAGAACUCUUGGUCCCACUUUCAUGUGUAUGUGUUCAUUAAAGCAUGACCGGCAUGGAACUCUCUCCAUGCCAUGUAUAAUACAAAGGAGAGUAGCUUCAUGCUAAGUUCAUCCCAACUUCCCAGUUUAGAAAUCCCAAGGAACACCCUAGCACUAAUGUAAAUAGACACACACGCUCUCUACCCUAUGUAACUGGACCUUGUUCCUCGGUCCACAUAGGUCUUUUCCCAGCCUCUGGUUGACUAGCCCAUUCUCCUGAUCACAUCCUUUAAUGAAUGCCCCCUAAGAACUCUGGACUGGUAACUAGGAAUGCUUUGGACCUUAGCUCAGUGCUCUAAACUAGCCCCCCUCCACUGAACCUUCAAUUCUGAGUUUCUAAAGAACAGAGUCCAUGGGGGAAUAGUCUUUGGGUAAUACCAAAAGAGGACAACCAAGCCCUUGGAACUGUGGAGCUUCAAUAUUUGAAAAGAUUUCACUGGAGUUAAUGUCAGGAGAAGGGAGAUAAGCUAGAUCCUAGGUAAUGGAUUAUUCCGGUCAAAAAGCUUCAGCUGUACAUGACUAAUGGGCCACUUCAAGAGUUAGUUUCUCUUGGAUUGCUAUAAAUGAUACUCUGUGUUUGGCCAGCACGAAUUUGAUGUUUACAGACAGACACACAAUGUGCAAAUGUGUACAUUUUCAAAGAAGUGUCAUAAAAACACUGAUAAGGGAGCAAUACGUUCAAUGUUUAUGGAAGGAAAGAAAGAAGGAAGUCGGGGUGGAGUGGGGUGGGAGAGCAUGUGAUUAUGGACAAGGUCACACCAGUGAUCCUCAAACUGUUAGCACAACGAUGAGCAAAUCAAAAUCACCUGGAGGCCUUGUUAAAACAUAGAAGGGGGGACUUCUCCGUGCGCCAGUGGUUAAGAAUCUGCCUGCCAAUGUAGGAGACAUGGGUUUGA